Cylindrotheca closterium is the source of this 345-nucleotide messenger RNA. Lineage: Eukaryota; Bacillariophyta; Bacillariophyceae; Bacillariales; Bacillariaceae. The record is from the annotation of a GenBank genome assembly.
AUGCAUGCUGAACUAAUCGGAGUAGAGGAUGCAAUCACACAAGUGUUGUGGACACGCAUGUUCAUGGAAGAACAGGGUUAUCCGAUUGAGAAGAAUAUCUUGUAUCAAGAUAAUAUGAGCUCUAUUCUGCUCAAAAAGAAUGGAAGGUCAAGUGCUGGCAAGAGAAGUCGUGCAUUGAACAUCCGUUACUUCUUUGUCACCGAUCAGGUUGAGAAAGGAAAUCUUACAAUCAAACACAUGCCGACAGAUGACAUGUGGGGGGAUUAUAGGACCAAACCUUUGCAAGGAGAAAAGUUCCGCAACUUUUGUGCAUUGAUUCAAGGAGAUCAAGAAGAUUUGAUAUGA